This is a messenger RNA of Aptenodytes forsteri (emperor penguin), 1479 nucleotides long. RefSeq names its product coiled-coil domain containing 117 (gene CCDC117). NCBI's taxonomy places the organism in Eukaryota, Metazoa, Chordata, Aves, Sphenisciformes, Spheniscidae. The record is from RefSeq and is a predicted model, not a curated record. The transcript has 6 exons. Bases 1 to 888 code for a protein of 295 amino acids.
AUGCUCCCUUGGGAGCCGGGGCUCGGCCGCGGCCGGGGAGGCGCCGGUGCCGAUGGCGGCGGUUCCUCCGGCCUGUAUCUGCGAAGCAGCUUCGACGUUGCCUCUCUGGCUGCGCUUGGAAGUUACAACGAGGGCUUGACGGUCGCCCCGGUGGGCUCCUUCACGAGUGCGGCGCACCCGCAAGGCCUGCACCAGCAGCAGGGCCACAGCCAUGUCUCUGUUCGCUGUGGAAAGAAGCAUAAGCUAGAAGAAGAGGCGGAAGGUUGUCCUGUGAGGAAGAAGAGACUGACAGGAGCCAAAAAUUGCCCUUUGAAUCCCAACACUGAAGAAUGGAUUCUCUGUGCAGGUCAGCAGGCAGCUGGGGAGGUAGCAAGUCAGUAUGGUGGCAGCGGUCCUGAAACUGCCAUGUUAGAAAUUCCCUGUGAAGAAAUGGAUCAGACAAUGGGGGAACAGCAAUGCGAGGUUGCUCGCAGGAAGCUUCAGGAAAUUGAGGACAGGAUAAUUGAUGAAGAUGAGGAAGUUCAUGCUGAUGGAAAUGUUAGCAAUCUGCCCACUCUUAUCCUGUCAGAUACCCUUAAAAAAGGGAUGAAGAGGGAUUUUGGUGAAGUCCUGACAAAGAAAAUAAUAGAAUCUAUGAGCCGUCCUUCUAUGGAGCUGGUGCUUUGGAAACCUCUUCCUGAAUUUCUCACAGAUAAACUGAAGUCUGUUUCUGUUAAGAACUUCAAGCAGCAGAGUACAGACGGAUGUCAGGCUAAGCAGUCAACACCAAGAGCUGCUUUUGACCCACAGACUGAAACAUUCCCUGAAUCACAACAGACUGCCAUGUCUCCAGAUCCAUAUGCUAGUUUGGGAAUCUCUGGGUGUGCAGAAGAAGAAAUGGAAUUGUAGAUGCCAGAUUUUAGACUGGAAGUGGUGAGCUUCUGAUGUUUUUUGUUGCUGUUUUCUGAUUCCUUCUUUCUUUCUGGUUUGAUGUGUGAAUCUGAAGUUUUAUUACUUGUUUUUGUUUUUCCUACUAACAAUCAUAAGAAGGUGGAUUGGCCAGACACAACUUAAGGAAACUGAAAAAAACCCCAAGAUUUCUGUACUCCAGUCUGUUAAAUAUUCUUGUUUUUACUGAGAAGGUAAUCCAGAGGCCUUUGGAACAAGGAAGUAGCUUUCCAUCUUGCUUAAUGGUGAAUUAUCCUCUUAAUUGUCCUUGGUAAAGUAUAAAAGCCAAAUAUUGAAUGUAACUGUGGCUUAAGCCACAUCUUUCACUUACUGAGCCAUGAAGACUUUGGUGCACAUACUAUGCUUGGUCAGUUAGUUUAAUUUGAAUUACAAAAAGGUAUGGAAAGGAAGAAAUACUUCUGAGUCUAGUCACAGAUAGAAAAGCAAUCCCUAUGGAAAUACAGCUUUUCACACUAUUUCAUCUAUGGCUGUUUCAUCUGUGGCUGGUUUGUACCUGAUGUAAACUCAAAUAUAGAAACUAUACAUUCUGCA